AUGUCGAAUUUCGAGCCUAAUGCCGUGAUCCGCGGCUUCCAGCUCACUGUGGUAGGAACUGUUCGUGCACUGAGCAACCCAGAGCUUUUCAAAUACGAUCACUUCCGCCAAGCAGCCCUUGCUGUCGGCGUUGGCAUUAUUAUCCAAUUGAUCAUUCAGAUUCCGAUCAUAAGUGUCAAAUUCUCGAUCUACCUGUUGUCAUGGGUCGUCAAUCUUGAGGACGUUGUCUGGGAUGACAAGCUUCUCAAUGGCUUGGAUUUCAUGAACAAGUCUGUCCUUCAGGUGCCAUUCUUGCUCAUGACUCUGAUGCGAUAUGUGACACCCACGCUGGACGAAAUUUUCAUGCAGUCCAUUCAAUGGGUCGACACCACAUAUAUCCAAAAACAUAAAUCGGAGAAUCCCGAUACAUUGCGUGCUAUGUAUUAUCCCAAUCUGGUGCAGUACACCUCCAAAGGAGGCUCGAGCUCUUCUCAACCGCUCUCUCAAGCCCUCAUGGCAUUCUUCAACCGCUAUGCAAAGAAGAUCGGUAUUGGUCUUGGGCUUUACCUGCUAUCCAUGGUCAUUAUCAUCGGUCGCUUUGUUAUGCCCGCAGCAAGUUUCUACAGUUUGCGCAGCCACAUCGGCACUCAACCUGCCGCCGUGAUCUUUGCUGCCGGCUUGUUCCUUCCUAAGCAGUACAUCAUCAUGUUCCUUCACACAUACUUUGCUUCACGCAGUUUGAUGCGAGAACUUCUCGAACCAUACUUCUGCCGCAUCAAGUUUACACCCGAGCAAAAACGUCGGUGGUUCCGGGACCGAGAAGGUGUCCUGUUCGGCUUCGCUUUCGCAUUUACGGUCGUCUUGCGUAUCCCAUUCAUCGGUGUGCUGAUUUAUGGUAUUGCCGAGGCCUCCACAGCAUACCUUGUCACCAAGAUCACAGACCCGCCUCCAUCUCCUGCUGAAAAUCAGGACUUUGCCGAGAGCCAAGUCACCUGGAAGAACAAGCAUGACUUCCUGCGCUUGUCCCUUGACAACCUUGACAAGCUUAAUGUAGAACUGGAAAAGCGUCAGGAUGCCAAUGCGCCUGCAAAGAAGUUGUCUUAA
Molecule: messenger RNA, 1083 nt
Organism: Penicillium antarcticum
Lineage: Eukaryota; Fungi; Ascomycota; Eurotiomycetes; Eurotiales; Aspergillaceae
Gene: usgS
Product: transmembrane protein UsgS
Exons: 5
Coding region: 1-1083 (360 amino acids)
Source: RefSeq, a predicted model, not a curated record